AUGCCCUUCAACCAUGGAGCACAAAACGCCUAUCACCCCUUGACUAAUCCAAAUGGAGUUGUGAGCUUCUCAAAUGCCGAGAACUGGCUCGUCCAUGAAGAAUUCACUCAUUUCGUCAACGCACAUAACCAAUUCGACAAAUAUAGUUGUGCGUACGGCGAGGGUUACACCGGUACCAGGCGUUUACGAAACGCCACGGCGAAGCACUUAAACAAUCAUUUCAACCCCGCUCAAGAAAUAGAUCCCGAAGAUAUAACCUACGCAGCUGGCGUUACUGAUAUCAAUGAAGUCUGUGCCUUGGUUACCUGUAACCCUGAUAAUAAUGAGUCUAUUCUGUUAGGCAAGCCCGUAUACGGAGCCUUCGCUCGGGACCUCGUAAUGAGGACUGGUGUGGUCUUAGAGUAUGUAGAUGUCGGAGAUACGGAUCAGUUCUCGCCCGACUGCGUGGCUGGAUACGAGGCGGGUUUUGAAGCUGCCAAGGCUCGUGGUGUUACCAUCCGAGCCUUGAUAAUAUGCAACCCGCACAAUCCACUAGGGCAAUGUUACCCUCGUGAAACUCUUAUUGCGCUCAUGCGUCUAUGUGCGGCCAAAGGAAUACACCUCAUCAGUGACGAAAUCUACGCCUUAUCUACCUACGAAUACGAUGAUCGCCCGUCGGAGAAAUUCGUUUCAGCACUAUCAAUUGAUCUUACUGGUAUUAUUAGCCCGGAUCAGGUUCAUGUGCUAUACGGCAUGGCUAAAGACUUCGGCGCAGCCGGAUUACGAUUAGGCUGCGUGAUAUCGCGGAAUAAGGAAUUUACGAAAGCAACACGCGCAAUAUGUCGUUUUUCUUCGCCGUCUCAAUAUGCAAUGGAACUUGCGGCCAAGUUCCUGGAAGAUCAAAAAUACGUCGCUGAGUUCCUAAAGAAAUCCCAGAGUCUGUUACUUCGGAAUCGCUUGCUAGCGGAAGAUCUCCUUUCGCAGGCGGGUAUCAAUUUUCACCGAAAAGGAAACGCGGGACUCUUUAUCUGGCUUGACCUGACCCCCUUUCUGCCUCUGAAGGAAACUGAUGGGGAUGGUUGGGCGGCUGAAAGGCUACUGUCGAAGCGCCUGAAUGAAGCGGGGGUCAUAAUGGCAACCGGAGAAGCUUAUCACGCGCCGGGUCCGGGCAGAUUUCGACUCGUAUUCUGUUUCGAGGAUGCUAUUCUCAAAGAAGGGAUUAGAAGGUUGGAUAUCGCAAGUCUUGAAACAUUAACAUUGUGCUCUAUUAUUCGACAAAGCAAAUUGUACCACCAGAGUACUGUCCGGAAGUCAGCCGGAGUCACCAAGUAUAUUAAGCACCACCAGCGAGAUAAAGACCGGAGAUUAUGCCUUCAUUCCUAG
Messenger RNA from Hypoxylon trugodes, 1362 nucleotides. Its product is annotated as acc synthase. Gene Ontology annotation, biological process: amino acid metabolic process; biosynthetic process. Lineage: Eukaryota; Fungi; Ascomycota; Sordariomycetes; Xylariales; Hypoxylaceae. Bases 1 to 1362 code for a protein of 453 amino acids. The transcript is spliced from 9 exons. The record is from RefSeq and is a predicted model, not a curated record. Gene Ontology annotation, molecular function: pyridoxal phosphate binding; transaminase activity.